Dinoponera quadriceps is the source of this 1471-nucleotide messenger RNA. Its product is annotated as spindle and kinetochore-associated protein 1-like. Gene Ontology annotation, biological process: regulation of microtubule polymerization or depolymerization; cell division; mitotic cell cycle. Bases 449 to 1312 code for a protein of 287 amino acids. The record is from RefSeq and is a predicted model, not a curated record. The transcript has 5 exons. Gene Ontology annotation, molecular function: microtubule binding. Gene Ontology annotation, cellular component: spindle microtubule; outer kinetochore; mitotic spindle. NCBI's taxonomy places the organism in Eukaryota, Metazoa, Arthropoda, Insecta, Hymenoptera, Formicidae.
UGUCUUCCUCUUACGUUAGGCCUGUCUACACCACGCUCGAUGAAUUGGUCAACCAUGCUUAUUGGUUGUCUAACAGAUAGCUUUUGUGGAUUUACUCAUCUUUCCGAAGUUCCCCAACUAAUUGGCAUACUCAUGUAACAAAUGAAAAUACAACUUUAGACGUAACAGCCAACUUUAGGGCAUAAAAAGAGGGAAAGAGAGUGAGACAACCCAGUCGCUUUGUUCAACAUAAAUUCAAAUUUAAAACGGAUUUCUUAGAACAAAUUAUGUCGGAGAAAGUUCUAAACGUUUUAUCACUGUAAGUGCACCUCUUAAGAAAAACCAAGACAAAAUCGUCAUUGUGAUGCAGCAGUCGACGCAACUUUUUUGCGACAACGUGCCUUAUAUUUAAGCGACUAAUAACAUUGUUAAAUAUCAUUGGUUAGUUACCUGUGCUACAAUUGAAAUUAUGAGUGCAAAUAAACAUGAGGAUACUUUGGAAGGAAUAUUUGAUAAACAGCAUAAGAAAUUGCAUCAACUCAAUGUGGCUACAUCAUUGAUAAAAGCUAAACAAAGUGUAAAAGAUGAACUUCAGGAAUUGUACAAUGAAGUACAAAAAAUCUCAUAUAGCAUUGAAGGUAUGCGAAAGGAUUUGGGAAAAAUGAAGGAGCAAAAUGUUCGCCUUAGAGGGUUAACAUCGUUAACUGAUACGUUGAACAAAAAAAUUAUACACCAAGAAAAAAAUAUCCCGCCAGAAUUGAUACAAGGUUAUCUAAAUGCAGAAAAGAAGAAGACAUACGCUCAAAACAAUUUUUCUCCCGAUAUGUUGGACUGCACCAUAAAUUCAACCCAUAAAUUGACGGGGAAAAAAACACCUCGAAUCGGUUGUAUCGAAAAACAAGAAAUGAUGAAUUGUAAGAGGACACUUUUCAAUGAGCCAGAAAUAUGUCUAACGGUGUUACCUAUCACUGUUGAAGAAUUUAAUAAAGUACCCAAAUACAUGAUUGGAAGACAAUCCUUGGAGACGAUCAAUAGCUUGGUAAAUGCUAUAAAUCAAACCUUAAUGGCAAAAUAUGCGAUUUUAUCAUUGGGAAAGGCUGCCGCUCAGAAAAAGGGUGAAAUUAAUCUGUACCUACACUAUAGAAAACAGGAAUUUGAUGUUCGGGAUGAAAAUGGAUACCUCUAUUUUUUUACAGCUGAAGAUUAUUACAGGCAGACAAAAACUAAACUCGAUAAAACCAAACUGAAUUUGCUAAUUGUACUGCGCCAUUGCAAACGUUUGCGUGAAUGCAGGAUAAAAAAUGACUUGAGAUAUGUUAUAACGCCGCCUUAAUUAAUAUGAUCUUUGCUUCUUUUUUUUUUUUGAUUUUGUACUUUAUUGUUCGAUUAAUCAUUGAGAAUUAAGAAUUUAAUAUGAUUAUAGGAAAGUUACAAUUUACUAACGUUGAUAUUACCAUUGAGACAUAUAUAUAUAUGCAGUAUUUUAUUACGC